AUGCUAUACAAGGUGUUGAGCCCAGAUGGCUUGCAUGAUCAGAGCAGCAAUGACAGUGGGAUAGAUGACUGCUUCCGAGGAAGCAACCGGUCUCCUCCAGCCGGGGAAUUCCCAGCCAUUCCUAGCAACUACGCUCUACAGAGUCCUCAUUCUGUCUCUCCAACGGCCUCCCAGCUCUGCAAGCGGGAACGAAAGACCACGACAGAGACAGUGAACAAGAACCAGGCUGAAUCCGAGAAGAAAUAUUUGGGAGUAAGAGUUCGUCUGCCAGUUCGGGAUCUCCUCCGUAAUUAUCGCAAAGCCAAGGGAGAAGAGCCAAAGGACAUCCAGGAAGACGUGACCCGGAAAUUAAACAAUGAAAGAAGACGUGUUGUCAGGGAUACACUACAUGGUCAUCCAUGUUCUGCUAAACAGAGCAAACAGAUAAAAAAUAUGAAUGUUUGUCCUCCAAAAAAUUUCGAGGACCUGUUGGAAGAUUUGGUGGAAGUUUUGGAGACCGAUUUGAAGCAAGGGGGACUGGACCCUCAUCAGACACAGAUUGAAAUUGAUUGCCCUCAAAGGUGUUACAUGGGCUGUCCCGUCAGCCUCAGAGACUUGCACUCCAAAAACCAUCACCCUGUUCUACAAACCAAUGACCCAGCCUUCCACUGCCAUCUGGGUUACCUCUAUGAGAACAAUACAGCUCACCUGGAUCUGGUAUCUCCAUUUUACAAACCCUAUUCGGGUUUAGAAUGUGAGUCUUGGUACCAUUCACCUGGCUGGUUGGCAACCUUUGCAGGAGAGCGCUGUGGGAACGUCGCUGAUGAAGGCAAACCCUUCAGUUGGCAUCACUGUUCUUCUCACAACACCAGGCAUCCAUCAUAUCCUCAUUCUCCACUGCCAGAGGCAAAAGCGUUUGAUUGGGUUGCGUUGAGUAAUACCCAGAGCAGCAGAUCCACUCAGGGUGGAAGUAAUGGCCUUCUGGAAGCUUCUCAACAGCAGUAUCUUCCAGGAAGCUCCGCGUUGUCUUUCUUCCAGUUUCAACUGCAGCAGAUCGAGAGAAGCCUCAUCGCCCUGUCACCUGAAGACCUACUGUCAGUGGACAAGAACGGCAACACAUUGCUACAUUAUGCUGUCAUUCAGGGAAAGAGAGCUCUGGCUUAUGGGUUGGCCUGUAGGAUGUCCGACAUGAGUAGAAUUGACGCAAAGAAUUCCAGAGGCCAAACUGCGUUACACUUGGCUGCUGAACGAAACCAGCACCUAAUGGUCAGUGAUCUCAUUUCACUGGGAGCCCAGAUCAAUGAAAGAGACAUUUUGGGGAAGACUCCUGUCCAUUUGUGUGCAGAGAAUGGCUUCCUCCAAGUACUACAGGUAAUAGGGAAGACCCUGAAGAAUGGAACAGAUGUUGACAUUGAUGCCAGGGACAAUAAUUAUCUGACCCCAUUACACUAUGUAGUGUUGGCUCACAUUGCAACAGUAAAGGAGUUUGAGAACUCUGAGAUGGGCAGUGACAUGCAUAGGUUCCUGGCACUGAGGAAGGAUCAGCUCCUGGAUGGGAUGAGGUGCUUGCUGAGGAUGGGAUCUUCUAUUUCCAUGCAGGAUAUGAAUGGACGAAGUGCCAUCCACUUUGCAGAGGAAGAAAAUGAUACAGAAGUUCUGAAUUUCCUUUAUGACCAUGUUGAUAAAAUGAAAACCAUUGCUCACAAGGAAUUUGGCUCGUAUGCAAUACUCGAUUCAGUGAAUCAGAAAGCUGAAUUACCAGCAAUGGCCCCUGAACUUCCUCCUUGCAAAAACUACAAGCAGACCAGCAAUGUGCCACAAGGAACUCAGCAAGAUCAGUGAAUCAGUCAAGGAAUUGACUAGAAUGUGAAAUCUGAGCUGCAGCUGAUAUCAAAGCCAAUGCCUUUUUGGAUAUACACAUGAAUGAAUGGUGGAUAGUGGUGUGGUAGUUAAAUUACUGGAUUAGUAGGCAGAAUUCUGGGCCACUUCUCCAACAGA
Pristis pectinata (smalltooth sawfish) is the source of this 1977-nucleotide messenger RNA. RefSeq lists its product as uncharacterized. The transcript has 12 exons. Gene Ontology annotation, biological process: regulation of gene expression. The record is from RefSeq and is a predicted model, not a curated record. Lineage: Eukaryota; Metazoa; Chordata; Chondrichthyes; Rhinopristiformes; Pristidae. Bases 1 to 1821 code for a protein of 606 amino acids. Gene Ontology annotation, molecular function: POU domain binding; DNA binding. Gene Ontology annotation, cellular component: nucleus.